UUUCCUCAUUCAUUCCACAACAGAACAUUUAAGUCCAAUUCUCUCAAACACUACAAUCAAACAAUGGCCAAGGUUUACCCUCAGAUCAUACCCACAUCUCCAGAUCAGACUCAGUGUCUCACCUCCAAAAGAGAAACAUACACUCUAUGGUUGAAAUCACUUGUCUUCCACUCCAAUGGAUGCACUGUCUAUGACUCUAAUGGUGACAUCGUUUACCGAGUUGACAACUAUGACAGAAAGGGUAGAAGAGAAGUUAAUCUCAUGGAUCUACGAGGCAAAGUUCUCUGCACCAUAAAGAAGAGGUUACUAGCUCUUGGAUGCUGGGAAGGCCACAGGUGCAUGAGUUCCGAUUUUGGUACACAGGAACAACCAUGGUUUCAAGUUAAAAGAUGUAAUCAAAUGAUCAAAGGGAAAGUAGCUUGCCAAAUUUCUGUGGGGUGCCAAAAAUACAGCCUAGUAAGAAUAAGUGGCAAAACAGAAGCAUUUAAGAUCGUAAACAUGGAUGGACAAAUAGUUGCGGAGGCAAAGCAAAAACACUCACCCUCAGGAGUUGUACUGAGUAACGAUGUUCUAACGUUGGAUUUGGCUGCAGGCACAGAUCAUUCCCUUAUAAUAGCUCUUGUCACAGUAUAUGGAUUGAUAUGCGGUAUAAUGUAAAGAAACAAAUGCUGGUUGCUCCAUUCUCCAUUCCGUAUGAGAUAUGAUUCACACAAUUUAUUCGGUGACUGACUCUUAUGUUAUUCACAAUCACAUGGUUCACUUUGUAAAUUUUCUGAGUGACAAGUUUUGUAAUCAGAUUUUUGCUUAAUUUGUUUGUAUAAAGAUUUUGAGAUUCGUCAGGAUAUCGUAGAGAUAUAUCUAUGUAUACAUAUAUAUUUGUUUACAGAGGAAACAAGAUACAAUUUAUUAUACAUUC
Messenger RNA from Glycine soja, 916 nucleotides. Its product is annotated as protein LURP-one-related 4-like. The record is from RefSeq and is a predicted model, not a curated record. NCBI's taxonomy places the organism in Eukaryota, Viridiplantae, Streptophyta, Magnoliopsida, Fabales, Fabaceae. The coding region runs from base 64 to 657 and encodes 197 amino acids. The transcript has 2 exons.